Molecule: messenger RNA, 522 nt
Organism: Diversispora eburnea
Lineage: Eukaryota; Fungi; Glomeromycota; Glomeromycetes; Diversisporales; Diversisporaceae
Source: the annotation of a GenBank genome assembly
AUGACACCUAAACCCUUUACUAUUGUUCAGGAAAUAUGUAAUAAGUUUGUAACAAAUUUUAAUAAACUUGAAGAUAAACCAAUAUAUACUAAAUUAGUUCAUGGUAGAACUUGGAAAGAUUCUGAAUUCACAAAAAUGUUAAGUGAGGGGACAUAUCAAUUGACUAUCAUAUUACCAACAAUUCAAGAAUCAUUAAAAAAUCUUCCUAUUGGUGAUUCCUUUUUCAUUAGUACAUUGGAAAAACAAAGUGUCUCCAAAGUGCAAGGUAGUCAGCAUCGAUUUCAUAAUACAAGCUGGUAUAAAGAUGUUAAAAAACUCGUAGACAUUGUUAAUCGUGAUCAUCUAAAAAGAUGCAUAUGCCAAGAUAAAGGAAUUUUUCUUGAGGUAUGGUAUGAUGAAAAUCCAGAAAAGCGUAAAAAUACAUUGGACUCAAAGUCUUCAAGUUUAUUAACAAUCGUAGUACAGCAAAUAUUAGGCAGUCAUGCUCACAUGUCACGGCAUAUAAACCCGUUACUUUAUUAA